Messenger RNA from Scaptodrosophila lebanonensis, 1892 nucleotides. RefSeq names its product probable methylmalonate-semialdehyde dehydrogenase [acylating], mitochondrial. Gene Ontology annotation, cellular component: mitochondrion. NCBI's taxonomy places the organism in Eukaryota, Metazoa, Arthropoda, Insecta, Diptera, Drosophilidae. The transcript is spliced from 3 exons. Bases 167 to 1732 code for a protein of 521 amino acids. Gene Ontology annotation, biological process: L-valine catabolic process; thymine catabolic process. The record is from RefSeq and is a predicted model, not a curated record. Gene Ontology annotation, molecular function: malonate-semialdehyde dehydrogenase (acetylating, [NAD(P)+]) activity; methylmalonate-semialdehyde dehydrogenase (acylating, NAD+) activity.
UAGCUUUCAGUUCUAGUGGAACCACCGGUUUGGCCAGCCGCACUCAUAAAUCGAGCGGAGUACCGUUUCCAGACCCCUGAAUAACGUCCUGUGUGCAGUGUUAUUGUGUUCUUCUCAACUUUACCUAAUAACACAGAUCUAGAUCCCACUCCUUUGACCGAGCAACAUGUCCCUAGUGCGUUUGAUUGGUGCCGAGGCACGUCUCUUGGCAAAGCGAUCCUAUUCAUCCGCUGCUGUACCCACAACAAAACUAUUCAUCGAUGGCAAAUUCGUCGAGUCGAAGACCACCGAAUGGAUUGAUGUACACAAUCCUGCUACCAAUCAGGUGGUGACACGUGUGCCAAAGGCCACACAGGACGAGAUGCGCACUGCGCUCGAGUCGAACAAGAAGGCCUUCAAAUCAUGGAGCAACCAGUCCAUUGUGUCGCGUCAGCAAGUCAUGUUCAAGCUACAGGCACUCAUCAAGGCGAACAUGGGCGAGCUUGCCAAGAAUAUCACCCAGGAGCAGGGCAAAACCCUAGUCGAUGCGGAGGGUGAUGUGCUCCGUGGCUUGCAGGUUGUCGAGCAUUGCUGUAGCAUUCCUUCACUCCAGAUGGGUGAGACGGUUGCCAACGUGGCACGCGACAUGGAUACCUACUCGCUGGUGGUACCACUUGGUGUCACCGCUGGCGUUGCGCCCUUCAACUUCCCCGCCAUGAUCCCACUCUGGAUGUUCCCCGUGGCCAUCACCACCGGCAACACCAUGCUGCUGAAGCCUUCGGAGCGCGUGCCCGGCGUCACCAUGAUGCUGAUGGAGCUUCUGAACGAGGCUGGCUGCCCACCAGGCGUAGUCAAUAUCAUCCAUGGCCAGCAUGAUGCUGUCAACUUCAUCUGCGAUGCCCCUGAGAUCAAAGCCGUCUCCUUUGUAGGUUCCGACACGGCCGGUAAGUACAUCUACGAGCGCGCCGGCAAGAACGGUAAGCGCGUGCAGAGCAACAUGGGUGCCAAGAACCACGGUGUGGUGCUCAGCGAUGCCAACAAGGAGAACACUUUGAACCAGCUUGCUGGUGCUGCAUUCGGUGCUGCUGGCCAGCGCUGUAUGGCGCUCUCCACAGCCGUGUUUGUGGGUGAGGCACAGAAAUGGAUUCCCGACCUGGUCGAACGCGCCAAGAAGUUGAAGGUAAAUGCCGGCCAUGUGCCCGGCACUGAUGUUGGUCCCGUCAUUAGCGCCGCCUCACGUCAACGCAUCAACGACUUGAUCGAGUCGGGCGUCCAGGAGGGCGCGAAACUCAUUCUUGACGGUCGUCAAAUAACUGUUCCCGGCUAUGAGGAUGGCUACUUUGUCGGCCCCACCAUUCUGACCGAUGUGACGCCCAGCAUGAAGUGCUACACAGAGGAAAUCUUUGGCCCCGUGCUGGUCAUCCUUAAUGCCGACACCCUGGACGAUGCGAUUUCCAUUGUCAAUGCGAAUCCCUAUGGCAACGGCACCGCUGUUUUCACCACUAAUGGUGCUGCGGCCCGCAAGUUCGUCAACGAAAUCGACGCCGGCCAAGUGGGCGUCAAUGUGCCCAUUCCCGUCCCUCUGCCCAUGUUCUCGUUCACCGGCACCCGCGGCUCCUUCCGUGGUGAUCACCACUUCUACGGCAAGCAGGGCGUCAAGUUCUACACACAGACCAAGACCAUCACGCAACUGUGGCGCGAGACUGAUGUCACCCACACACAGGCGGCUGUCGCCAUGCCCACCAUGAAGUAGAAGUAGAGCAUGUAGUUUUGAAGACGCAUGGGGCCACCGUAUAGGCGUGGCUCACAAACCUAGAUACAAAGAAAUUAUUGCAUUUAUUUUUGUGCCUGUUUAUAGAAUUAAGCUGAACGUGUAAAAAGAUUUAACAAUAAACUGUUUACUGUUUAAAGAA